Racocetra fulgida is the source of this 1377-nucleotide messenger RNA. The record is from the annotation of a GenBank genome assembly. Lineage: Eukaryota; Fungi; Glomeromycota; Glomeromycetes; Diversisporales; Gigasporaceae.
AUGGGCGAAGAUUUAACAUUGAACGAAUAUGAAAAACAACGACUUGAAAAUAUUCGUCGAAAUGAAGAAAUUCUUAGACAACUAAACAUUCCGGAACUUGCUCAUAAAAAACCAACUCAACCUACACGUCAAUCUUUACGUAUACGCGGUUUUACUCCUGAUGGAAUUGAGGCUAAAAGGAAAGCUGAACAAGACGAAAAAAGACUAGAAGGAGAAAAACGCGUUAGAAUGAUGGGAGAUCUUGAUUUAAAUUCUAUUCGAUCAGAUAUGACGUCUAUUGAUGAUACCAAUGAUUUUGUUGAUAUUUUAUCAAAUUUAACAAAAUCCAGCUUGAGUGAAGAUCGUAAAAGUAUUUCAGAUGAUAUUGAUUAUAGUUGUAUUGCGGGAGGAGUGGAUGGUUUUAAAGCUGCUCGAAUGGCUUAUGGAUCGCUUGCCAUUGGAGAGAAAUGGUCAUCAGUUAAAGUUACUCCAGAGAGAAUUUAUUGUGUUGCUAUUCAUCCUGCUAAGGAGAAAGUGCUGGUUGCUGCUGGCGAUAAAACUGGAUGGCUUGGAUUUUGGGACGUUAAAGAAAGUAUUAAAUCCGAAGAUGAAGAUGAAGAAGAUCAACCAAGAACCUAUUUGUUUCAAGCUCACACCAAAACCAUAACAUCUACAAUGUAUUCACCUACUAAUUCUAAUAAUCUUUACACGUGUUCAUAUGAUGGAUCUAUUCGAUCCUUUGAUUUUAAUCAAGCAAAAUUUGUGGAAGCUUUUGUAUAUUCAGAAUCUAGACAUGAUUAUUUUUUGUCCAGUAUGGAUAUGGAUCCUAACGGUCAGAUAAUCUAUUUAUCUACGAAUCAUGGUAAAUUUGGAAUAAAAGAUACCCGUGAACCGAUAGAAACAUUUACGGAAUAUAAAUUACAUGAUCAUAAAAUUGGAUGUAUUUCGAUCAAUAAAAUUCAACCUCAAUAUCUUGUCACAUCAUCUUUGGACAGAACUAUGUGUCUUUGGGACAUUCGUAAAUUGGAUUCUAAAGAAUCAAUCGAAAUUCAAAAAAUUCAGUUUAGCAAUGCAGUUACCAGUGCUUAUUGGAGUCCAAAUGGUAAUCAAGUUGUAUCAUCCAGCUUUGAUGACACGGUGAAAGUGUUUGAUUUUAACGAGCAAAGUAACUUAUCAACAAGACACCAAAUUCCUCAUAACAACAGAACGGGAAGGUGGGUUACUAUGUUUCGCGCAAUUUGGAAUCCGAACCAAAAUGUGCAUCCACAUUUUAUCAUUGGAAACAUGGGAAGAGCUGCAGACAUAAUGUCUGGAAUAACCGCGGUUAAUGCUUUUCACCCAAAUCUUAAUCUAAUCAUGAGUGGAAAUGCUUCAGGAAGGAUGGUUUCUUGGGGUUAG